GCUGAAUCUUAUCCUGGCCCUCGUCCCAAUGGCCUCAUGGAUGGGGAGCCCGCAAUCGUACUUAUUGAUGCCUUUGAGAGAAUAGAUCCAAACCAUAGGACUGCAAUUGGAAAGCUAUACGAUCUGUACGACUCUAGCUACUUGAUCACGGGCAGAGCCUUACCCGAUGCCCAGAGAUUUGCCAUUAACUUUGUGUUGGAAAACAACGAUGUAGCCCUGCACAUCAAUCCACGAUUCGAUCAACAAUGUGUUGUCCGCAACAGCCAGGUAAGCGGCUCUUGGGUCCGUGAGGAAAGGCAGUCCACAUUGCCAUUUCUGUUUCGGCGCGGCGAGUACUUUGCCAUUCAGGUGCUCGUCACACAGAGCUGUUACCUGAUAUCCUUCAAUGGCCAUCACAUGGAGCCCUUCGUACAUCGAAUGUCAUACGCCAAAGUUCGUUAUCUCGAAGUGGCAGGACAUGCGGAGGACAUACGUAUACAUCGUUCUGAGGUUCACAGCUAUCCCAAACAAUUCAUAGAUGGAAUGCCUGAACCUUACAUGCCGUUGGAUUUACAUCCCACAAAUUACAAUAACGAUAUCGAAGUGGAGCCACUUAACGAGGGAGAUAGUUUCCUUUUCAGUGGGGAAAUCGAUCCGAAGUGUGAAGUAUUUGAGAUAUCGUUUAUAUAUCCGAAUGCAGCAUACAGAGACUUUCCCUUCCACCUUAAGUCUCUCUUCAAGAAGAAUCAAUUCUUAAUGAAUAGCAAAAUAAAUAACGAGUGGUGCCGCAAUGCUGUCUCCAAUCGAACCCCAUUCCGCAAAGGCGAAAGAUUUACCAUUCAGGUGCUCAUCACAAUCGACUUUUACCUGAUAGCCAUAAAUGGUCGACACUUUACCAAGUUUGCCCAUCGGAUUCCCUUCCAAGGCGGUAACUUACUCAGAGUCCAGGGUGGCAUUCACGAUGUCAAAAUGCAUCGCACUAGAGUGCUGGACUACCCUCAAUCCACAUUGCAAAGGCAAAUUUUGUGAAGAUUCAUGCAGUUCUUACGGCUUAA
Messenger RNA from Drosophila arizonae, 1034 nucleotides. RefSeq lists its product as uncharacterized. Gene Ontology annotation, molecular function: carbohydrate binding; actin filament binding. Gene Ontology annotation, biological process: actin cytoskeleton organization. Lineage: Eukaryota; Metazoa; Arthropoda; Insecta; Diptera; Drosophilidae. The record is from RefSeq and is a predicted model, not a curated record.